GGUUUUGUUUGUGGUUACAUGCGUGUGUAAUUUAUUUGUUUUUACAGGAAUUUUCGUUAGUUUUAAAGGUUAUUUAACAUUUCCUGAUAUGUAAGAAAAAACUAAAAUAUUAAUAACAACAAAAACGUAAUGUUCAAGAGUCGUUUAAUUACAGUAUGUUUUAGAGCCCAGAGAUCAUUUAGCAAAAUGAGUGCAAUGAACGCGAAACCUUUCACUGUUUUCGUCGAGGGCAAUAUAGGAAGUGGAAAAACAACGUUUCUCGAACAUUUUAGACAGUUUGAAGACAUCACACUGCUGACUGAGCCAGUGGAAGAAUGGCGCAAUCUCAAAGGAUGGAAUCUACUUGAUCUGAUGUACAAGGACCCAGCUAAAUGGGCGAUGACCUUCCAGUCGUACGUGUCUCUGACGAUGCUGGACAUGCACCGGCGGCCCACGCCGACGCCCGUGAAGCUGAUGGAGCGCUCUUUGUUCAGCGCUCGAUACUGCUUCGUGGAGAACAUGAUGCGGAGUGGCACCCUGCACCCGGCCGAGUUUGCUGUGCUCGACGAGUGGUUCCGGUUCAUUCAACACCAGAUACCUAUUGAAGCUGAUCUCAUAGUAUACCUAAAAACCACACCAUCUAUUGUGCAUGAGAGAAUAAAGAAGCGAGCUCGUUCCGAAGAGCAGUGUGUUCCGUUGUCCUACAUUGAAGACUUGCACAGAUUGCACGAAGACUGGCUGAUAAACAGGACUCUUGGGGAAUGUCCAGCUCCUGUGCUGAUGUUGGAUGCAGAUCUUGACCUCUCCCAAAUCACAGAAGAGUACAAAAAGAGUGAGCACCAGAUUCUCAGAAAGGCUGUUGAUGUGGUUAUGAGAUCACCCAGCAAACUUAGUCCUAAGAAACCCAUGCACAGUUCCCCUAUAAAGAUUGUUCCACAGCUAAGAUUAUAACACCAAAUUAUCAACCUUUUCACAAAGCAUUGCCUUUGUAUUGACUGUAUGACUUCUAUUUCUUAUAGAUCAAUCUAAUUUACCUGAUUUUAUUAUGGUUGAAGGGUGUUUAGUGUGUAAGUAAGUGAAAAUAGUAAAUGAUCACAUAAAUGGAUAGUAUUUAUGGACAUCUUGCAGUGUCAAGCUUUAAGGUCUAACUAAGACCAUUUGAGUGGGUUUGGACCCAGUGAAAUAUUAAUAUAAUUGACCAAAUUACAUAGUUUGUAAUUUCAAUUUGAUUUUUCAAGAUAUUUUUUUUA
This is a messenger RNA of Ostrinia furnacalis (Asian corn borer), 1229 nucleotides long. RefSeq names its product deoxynucleoside kinase. Gene Ontology annotation, molecular function: ATP binding; deoxynucleoside kinase activity. Lineage: Eukaryota; Metazoa; Arthropoda; Insecta; Lepidoptera; Crambidae. Bases 130 to 930 code for a protein of 266 amino acids. The transcript has 5 exons. The record is from RefSeq and is a predicted model, not a curated record. Gene Ontology annotation, cellular component: mitochondrion; cytoplasm. Gene Ontology annotation, biological process: nucleobase-containing compound metabolic process.